Molecule: messenger RNA, 372 nt
Organism: Soboliphyme baturini
Lineage: Eukaryota; Metazoa; Nematoda; Enoplea; Dioctophymatida; Soboliphymatidae
Source: the annotation of a GenBank genome assembly
AUGGCUAAAGUGAGGGCGCGAGAGCUUCGCGGUAAACGCAAAGACGAACUUCUUAAACAACUUGAUGAGUUACGGCAGGAACUCGCUUCACUGCGGGUCGCGAAGGUUACUGGCGGUGCAGCUUCGAAGCUUUCCAAGAUAAAAGUUGUGAGGAAGUCGAUUGCUCGUGUCUUGACGGUCAUAAACCAGACUCAGAAAGAGCAGCUCCGAAAAUUCUAUGCGAAUGCUAAAUACAAGCCACUUGAUUUGCGCCCAAAAAAGACCCGUGCUCUCAGAAGAGCUCUGACCAAGCGCGAACUUUCCAUCAGAACUAAGCGACAGCGAAGGUUGGCGCGCCGUUGGCCGAUGAGAAAAUACGCAGUUAAAGCAUGA